AUGCGCAACAUUCUAGGCAGCAUCAAACGCAAGGUCUCGACCAGCAGUGGAGGAGGCACCCAACACAACUCACGCCCUUAUCCCACAAUCCAAGAUCCUUACGGCACACCCUCAAGAACAGGAACCAUGAAAAGCCAAUACUCAGCACCAGCUCCUGCCCCACUGGAUCAAGGCACCGCACCACCAGCCUACUCACCGGUCUCCAACGCGGCCCCCGUCGUCCCCUCAAUCGCGAUAUCAUCACCACAAGGCCAAACAGCAGACGACCCCUACGCCUUCCNNCUCAGCACCUUCGACACAAUCUUUUUAAUCGACGAUUCAGGCUCCAUGGCAGGAAGCCGCUGGCGCGAAACCCAAGAAGCGCUGGAAUCCAUCACGCCCAUCUGUGUCGAGCACGACGCAGACGGAAUCGACAUUCUCUUCCUCAACAACCCUGAAAACCAAUAUCACAGAAACGUCACUUCGCCAGCUACCGUCCGUGAAAUCUUUUCUAGUGUGAGGCCGAGGGGUGGUACACCUACUGGCCAGCGGUUGGAUUCAAUACUUAGACCUUAUGUUCGUCAGUGCGAGCAANGAGGUCCUGAAGCGGUGAAACCACUCAAUCUGAUUGUUAUCACCGAUGGCGAACCCAGUGAUGAUGUGGAAGCCCCGCUCAUCAGCUGUGCAAAGAAACUCGAUAAACUCGAUGCUCCUGCCUGGCAAAUCGGUAUCCAGUUCUUCCAGGUUGGCAGAGACGAGGGCGCGCGUGCACAUCUGCGUGCUCUGGAUGACGAGUUGGCAGAGAUUGCGGGUGUAGAGUUGAGGGAUAUGGUUGAUACGGUUCCGUUCAAAGGUGCGGAUGGCGAACACCUCACUGCAGAUGGCAUUCUCAAAGUUGUGCUGGGGGCGGUGAACAGAAGGCUUGACAGGAAGAGGAGUCAGGAUUUGCACCGUUAA
Aureobasidium musti is the source of this 936-nucleotide messenger RNA. Lineage: Eukaryota; Fungi; Ascomycota; Dothideomycetes; Dothideales; Saccotheciaceae. The record is from the annotation of a GenBank genome assembly.